This is a messenger RNA of Caenorhabditis briggsae, 534 nucleotides long. Gene Ontology annotation, biological process: regulation of transcription by RNA polymerase II; cell differentiation. Bases 1 to 534 code for a protein of 177 amino acids. The record is from RefSeq and is a predicted model, not a curated record. Gene Ontology annotation, molecular function: sequence-specific DNA binding; DNA-binding transcription factor activity, RNA polymerase II-specific. Gene Ontology annotation, cellular component: nucleus. Lineage: Eukaryota; Metazoa; Nematoda; Chromadorea; Rhabditida; Rhabditidae. The transcript has 2 exons.
AUGAAAGUGAACCAAAAGAAAACUUCAAAGCUGUGUCUCCUUCCAUUCCUUCGUGGACUUCUUGAAGACGAAUCCAACCAACAUCUCAUCUGUUGGACCGACAAGUCCAGACUGCAAUUCCGGUUUGUGGACCAUAUGAAGGUCACCGAGCUAUGGGCAGCUACCAAGCCAGGUAGAAAGGUUCGGGCUAUGAAGUAUGACAACAUGUGUAAGUCCCUUCGCACGUUCUGCAAACAGGACAAGACGUUGGAGAAGGUUGAGGGGAAACUUUUUGAGUGGAGGUUCCUGGAAUCUGGUUCUAGUGGUACCUGGAACAACUUCCAACCUCUGCCAUUCAGCAUCGAGAGCAUUUUGUCUAGUGGAUCGGAGACCAGCUCUCCCCCUUCAAUAGCUCCCAAUUCUCCAUCUUCAGUAUCUCCACCUCCUUCGUUUCAUGCCUUCCACACCUUUAUGGCUCAUUUUCCAUUUCUUCGUGUUUUCGAUCCAUCCGUGCAAGUGGAUUUAUUCUUGAAAACGACUCGAAUUGAUUUCUAA